Molecule: messenger RNA, 3078 nt
Organism: Tetrahymena thermophila SB210
Lineage: Eukaryota; Ciliophora; Oligohymenophorea; Hymenostomatida; Tetrahymenidae
Product: cyclic nucleotide-binding domain protein
Exons: 1
Source: RefSeq, a predicted model, not a curated record
AUGAUAGACCCUUAACUUUUUGAUAACCUCAGAACAGGAAUUGAAAAUUUAUAUGGACCUCUUAGCGAUGACCAAAAUCCUAGUCAUGAGUGGUUUAAUCAAAUGAGCCAAAAAAAUCCUUAGGGUGAUAAAGAUAUGAGAAAAAAGCUAUUCGAUCUUGUUGUAGAGAUUCCUCAUUUUUAAAACUUAAUUCAAAUAUCAAAGAAAAUGGGGAAAUUUGAAUAGUUAUGCAAAAAGAUGGUUCUAAGAAAAUAUACUAAAGGAGAUAUUCUCUUUAGGUAGUAGUCUUUUGCUAAUGAACUUAUUCUUGUGGUUGAGGGAUAAAUUUCUAUGUGGUAAGUAAAGAGUGACCCUGAUAUUAACAAUGAAUAGAAGCUCAUUCAAAUAGCUGAAAAAUCAUUAAAGGCUUACAAGAGAGAAGAAGCAAAAUAAAACUUGGAUUUAAUGCGUAAUUUAGAAGAAGAUAGCAUUUUCCGAGUUGUAGCUAGAAGGAAUGCUUACAAAUCUCAUAUGCAAAAAUCUAAAAGAAAAAUAAACAAUUAAAACUCUAUUGGCCCUGAAAUGACCCAUACAAAUACAUUUUGUUAUGAUAAAAAUGAACUGAAUAGUUAAAAUAGCAUUAAUUAACAAUAAUAACCAUAAAACCAAGCAUCUAAUUUGUCUUAGUUUGCACCAUAAAGCAGUAAAGUAAAUAAUGAAUUAAUUUCUAAUUUUGUUGAAAAGAAUAAUCAAAUUUCUACUUUGCAAGCUUAAUUAGAAUAAGAAAUUGAAUUGUAAGAAAUAAGGUAUUUUAAGACAGAAAAUAUCUGCAAAUAUAAGAGAAUCUUCUACCACUAAAGAGGUGAUUUUAUAGGAGAGAAAGAGGCCCUCUCAAAUGAAUACUUAGAAUAUUUAGCCGUAGCUCACACAGACAGAGUAUUGGCUUUUACUAUCUCCACUGAUGCAUAUCUUUCUAUGUUUGAUCUAGAAAGCGCCAAAACCGAAUUCAUUGUUAGAAGCUUGUAAAAAUAGUUUCCUACUGCAAGACACGAAUCUCUUUUGCGUAUUGCCUAUGAUUUCAAAACUCAAAGUUAUGACUACAAUUAACCUAUAUUCCGUCUUAAGGAGAAAGCAGAUAAAAUAUAUAUUGUUAAAAGUGGAUUGGUCGAGGUUGGUUAAGAAAAUUUGAUUAAAUUGGCCCUUCUUGGUGAAGGGUAACUCCUUGGAUUUGAAGAUUGUGUUUCAGAAGAAUAAAACAGGAAUUUUUGGGCCACCUCAAAAUCAGGCGAAACUCUAUUAUUCUACAUCCCAAGUGCAUUAUUUUUAGAAAUUGUUGAAAAAACAUAUGAUGGAAAACUGAAAAAAGCUCUUCUUGACACCACAAACAAUAAAUUAAACUAUUAUAUGCAAUCAACAUCAAAAAUAUAAGAUAUUUUCUCUAAAGCUGCUCCUAAAAAGAAAAACGUAAACGUAGAUAACCCCAUUUUAUCCUAUAUGAUCCAUGGACAAAAAUCUAAAAGUAAAUAAAAUAAUAGUUUUUUAGAUAACGCCUAUAAGACUAUGAUUGUAUCUAGAAGCAGAGACUAGUCCUAAAAUAGAAAAGAUUCUACAAGCUCAAAUGAUGAAGCCAUAAUCCCAAAUAAUCAUUCCCCAGCAAUAAUUACCAACAAAUUUAAAUCUAUGAAUAACAUUAAUACUGAAGAUCUUUCAGAUGAACCACACAAUAAUAAGUCUUUGCUCUAAUUAAAUAAAUCUCAUUCUCCAUAACUUAGAUGUCAUACUGACUUCAAAGAACAUCAAAAAGAUAAUAAUUAAUUUUUAUAAUUACCAAAUAUUAACCUUAACGUUCCUGCUAAUCCAUAAAAAAGAGUAUAAAUUUAAGUCGAUUACUAUGAACCUUCACAUAAUAAAAGUAAAAUUCAUUUUGAUAGACUUAGUGAAAGAAAGGUUAAGAGUUUAGCUAAUAUCCCUGAUGAUAGUGAACCUAUGACUGAAAGAGAUCGUUAGCUGCAAAACCUUGAAAAGAGCAGCAACAAAGCUAUGUUGAAAACAAUAGAUAGAGCAAUUGAUUACAAAAUGUAAAUCCUAAACAGAAAGCCAAAGCCUAAACCAGUAGAAAAGGAAGAUGCUUUUAUGACAGCAUUUAAAUACUAAAAAGCACGCUUUCACAGUGUGUUUACUCAAAAGAAACCAGGUCUACCUUUCAAACAUACUCAAUUUGAGCGUUUACAGAACAACGUUAAAAAAUUUACAAACGAAAAUUUGAUUUGUCGUUAAUCAGAAUCGAACCUACCAGGCGAUGAUGAAACCGAAGUUAAUGACUAAACUUUGAAAAUACCUUAAUCUUGUAUCUACUAUAACAACCUAGAUGACUCAAUAACAGCGCCUUCAACCUUACCUUUCUCUAGCAGAAAGUAAAAUGAUCGUCCUUCAUCUCUCUAGCACAUUGAUAUGGAUUUUGAUUCACAUAACAACUCAAUCAACAAUAUUAAUAUUAAAAGUUUAAAUAAAUUAAGUCCACUAAAAGCUCCUAAAAAAAUGAAUAAAAACGUGAGCUUCUUAUAACUUAAUAAAACUAAUAGCACUAAAAAUAAUAAUAAGUUCCAUACUCAUUCAAGUUCUACUCCUUUUAUAAGAAAUAUCUUUUUGAAUGAAACUGCCAAGAUAAAUAAUCCUUCUUAAUAAAAUUCACAUCAUACAACACUUCCUAAAUUAGCUCCUUUCAAUUCAAAUAAAAAAAUAUCUGAAAAUAAUAAUAAUAAUAAAGUCAACAACAAUAACAAUGAUCCAUACUUCGAUUAAACUACUUUAAGUGGAAUUCCUUUAUCUAAAAAUCUUUCAUCAAAAAAAGAGGUGAAAAUACUAGACUUUGAUGGAAUAUUUGCACCUAAAUAAUCAUAUAUGCCAAGUAGCACUCGCAGUAAUGGUUUGAAUUCUUUAGGGAUAACUUUAAAUACUACCUAUAGAAGUUAAUUAAAUGACUCAGCUAACUACUCAUAAUCUCACAGCUAACAAAUAUCCCCUGUAAAAGCUAGCAAUUAAAAAAAUAAUAACAUAUUCAAUUAACUAAAAUAAUCUCCUUAAUAAUAAGCUAACUGA